AUGGAAAGUGAAGUAGGAGGUGUCAGAGGUAGAGGUAGAUCCCUCUCUACGUCAACUCCAACUUUGACCUCCUUUGUAACAUCUCACCCUACAUCUCCGCCAACAAUCCCCCUUCCAUCCUCAAGGAAGUUGUUAUCGACCUCUUCAUCUUGCUUCAACGUCCGAACACCCUCACCUCACUUCUCACCUUUACCCGGUAGCCAGCUACCCCAUUCAAGCAGUAUGACGAAACGAUUCCGAUCCACUGGGGUUUACCCCUCCCCUUCGCCUGAGCUGGGAGAGAGGACAGAGGAGUUCAAUAGUAAGGUGCUGCAGGCUGAGGAGAGGAUGAUCUCGAGGGAGCUAAAGACGAAAUCUGAAGGUAGAGGGAGAUUCAUCAGAAUCGUCGAAGUCUCCGCCAGAGACGGAUUGCAAAACCUACCUGGUCCGGCUGUCCCCACUGAGCUGAAACGAGAAUUGGUAGAAAGGUUGUUAGAAGCUGGAGUGAGGAAUAUAGAAGUGGGAAGUUUUGUCAGGGGAGAUUGGGUACCGCAGAUGGCAGAUACACCAAAACUCCUACCACUACUCCCACCUCUCACCGGUCGAUCACUCCCAUUGCCAUUCCCUUCACCUCCUUCCACACGACCUCAGACUCCCGAAGAAACAAGCUCAAUUCCAAUUGCAGGACCAUCAUCCCUCAAACAUAUCAUAGAUAGUACGGUCAUACCCGCUUCAGCGAGUCAGGUCCAUUUCCCAGUGCUUAUCCCCAACAUGAAAGGAUUGGAUAACCUGAUCAAUCUUCAGGAACAGCAUUCAGCAAAUGGUGGUGGGCGAUUGACGGAUGAGGUGGCUGUGUUUGUCUCUGCCACUGAGGCAUUCUCCCAGGCCAACAAUCACGCUCCCUUGUCCAAGAUCCUCUCUUCGCUACCGCCCGUGAUCACCAAAGCCAGAUCGUUGGGAUACAGAGUACGAGGAUACGUCUCAUGCGUCAUCACAUGUCCCUAUUCUGGUCCGACACCUCCCGAAGACGUUGUGGACGUGGCUUUGAAACUGAUAGAUAUGGGAUGUUACGAGAUCAGCCUGGGCGAUACUACCGGUGAAGGUGAUCCAGAAUCUUGGAGGAGGGUUUGGAGGGAAUGUGAGAGGAGAGGAAUGGAUAUGACUCGGGUGGCUGUGAGUUGCCACGACACUUUCUCCCUCGCCCUCUCCUCCAUCCUCUCCUUACUACCCUACAACCUCACUUCAAUCGACUCCUCCCUAGCUGGCUUAGGCGGAUGUCCAUACUCCCCCGGAGCGACAGGCAAUGUCCCAACGGAAGAUGUUGUAUAUGCACUACAUAAAUUGGGUUAUGAGACGGGUAUAGAUCUGGACAAGUUGGUAGAAUGUGGGAACUGGUUGAGUGCGAGGUUAAAUAGGAGGAAUGAAAGUAGAGUAGGGAGAGCGAUAUGGGCUAGAAGACAAGCUAGGGAAAACCAACAGAAAGGGAAAGAGGGAUUGAAGGGUAGUGAAGGAGAAGAAACUGAAGAUGGGAUGUAA
Kwoniella botswanensis is the source of this 1515-nucleotide messenger RNA. RefSeq lists its product as uncharacterized. Gene Ontology annotation, molecular function: hydroxymethylglutaryl-CoA lyase activity. Bases 1 to 1515 code for a protein of 504 amino acids. The record is from RefSeq and is a predicted model, not a curated record. The transcript is spliced from 5 exons. NCBI's taxonomy places the organism in Eukaryota, Fungi, Basidiomycota, Tremellomycetes, Tremellales, Cryptococcaceae. Gene Ontology annotation, biological process: ketone body biosynthetic process; L-leucine catabolic process.